Molecule: messenger RNA, 2535 nt
Organism: Episyrphus balteatus (marmalade hoverfly)
Lineage: Eukaryota; Metazoa; Arthropoda; Insecta; Diptera; Syrphidae
Gene: mh
Exons: 6
Coding region: 134-2341 (735 amino acids)
Biological process (GO): DNA repair
Cellular component (GO): nucleus
Molecular function (GO): single-stranded DNA binding; polyubiquitin modification-dependent protein binding; metalloendopeptidase activity
Source: RefSeq, a predicted model, not a curated record
ACAAAUGUCAAACACAAAACGUCAACAACAACUCAAAUGUGAAAACAAAAAAUUCUACCAAACAAUUUUGCCUCCUUUUUCAAAUGAAAUGAAAUUAUUUGUGUUUUAAUUUGAAUAAAAAUUGUUUAAAAAAAUGUCUGAAGACCAAGAUUAUUUACUUGCCUUAGAAUUACAAAAUAAAUGGAAUGAAGAACUACCAGAUAAUAAUGAUAUUCAACAAAUUCCCGAUGAAAGUCCACCGCCAAAACAAAAAAACAAAACCCCAAUCGAGGGUAAAUAUCGUUCAAAUUUAGAUCCAGAAUAUCUGGAACGAAUGGACAAUUUAGUCCAUCCGCAAUGGGAAACACUCGAUCCAACUCCAGAUUCUCAUGCUCUAUUUCGUGCAUUCGACGACAAGUUCUUCCAAAAGAAAUUACGUUGUGUCACUUUGGAAUGGAGCAAGAGAAUGUAUAGUUGUGCUGGUAUUUGCUAUUCAAGAAGGAAUGGCCUGGGAAUGGCCAUUACCAUUCGAUUGAGUGAACCACUUUUAAAAUUGCGUUCUAGAAAAGAUUUAGUUGAAACUAUGUUGCAUGAAAUGAUCCAUGCUUAUUGUUUUGUCUUGGGCAUUCGGGAGGGAAACGGUGGACAUGGUCCGAAUUUUAAGAAAAUCAUGAAUGGUAUUAACCAAGUCGCUGGAACAAAUAUCACGGUCUAUCAUUCCUUCCACGAUGAAGUAAAUGUCUAUAAGACACAUUGGUGGCGAUGUAAUGGCAUUUGUCAACAUCGUUCGCCGUUUUUUGGCUAUGUUAAACGUACUUCGAAUAGAGCACCAGGUCCAAAUGAUAUUUGGUGGAGUCAGCAUUUGCAAUCGUGUGGUGGAACUUUUAUGAAGAUUAAAGAACCUGAAAAACCUGCCAAGAAGACUGCCAAAACUGCAAAGACUAAGCAACCACCAAAAUCAAAGGCCAUUGAAGCUAAUAAUGUAAGAUCAAAUGAAUCAGAUUUAAGGAAAUUCUUCCCACCAACUGGAACUGGGGGACGCAAUGGAGGCGGAGGUGGUGGUCCAGUGAAGAGUAAUGGAGGCGGGACGUUGCUUUUGAAUCCUAAAACUAAGCCAGUUACUACAAAAGUUCAAGAUACGCCCCCGAUAAUGCCGGCAACAGGACCUAAAACAAUUCCUCGGCAAGGAAAUUUAACUAAUGUCAUUGGAUUCAAGGAUUUAGGAGAAGAUGGAGCUCCAAGAACACCAAGUGCUCCUCCUCGUGAAUUUUCCAUGGAUGGAAAAGGCUACUCUUUGACCAGCUCUGGUUCAUCUAGUCAGCCAAGUCAAGUCGACAAAGAAGUCGAUAGGAAUCAUCUUCGUGAUGUUUGGCUUAAGAGAUUCGGAAACACAACUACUUCAAAAGAACCUGAAAAGAAACGAGAAGAAGAAACUGAUGUUUCUGGGAAUGCUAAACGUCGACGUUUGUCUACUCCCAAUGAUGUGCCUAAUGAAGUUGCCUUCGUUGCCGACGAAGCUACAUCCAAACCACCAGAUUGGGUGGUCAUUGAUGAUGAUGUAAUGGUUCAUGAGGUUAAAAAUGACGUCAUUGAUAUAUCAUCCGACGAGGAGCAGGGAGAAUGUAAUGAUUCUGAAGAAUCAAAUGAUGCUCCUCCUCGCAAGGCUAUGGUAUUUGCUGAUGCUGAUGAACGGCAGAAGCAAAUCAAAAAAGAAAUUCUAGAUGAAUCGAAUGAUCUAUGCGAUGGAGAUGAUGGAGAUAUUGUUCUUAUUGAUGAUGAAUACGAUGAUAAUGAUGAUGCUUUGUCUACGUCUAUGGAGUUAGCCGAUACAUCUUUAGUUGAUGACUUAUUUGGGGAGGAUACUCUAUUGAAAGAAUUCAAGAAUGAAAAUGCGGUGAUUCCUUCCUGUUCGCGAUACAAUAAAGAUCCAAUGAAGGACAUUGUCACAUGUCCAAUUUGUCAAGAGAAAUUGAAGCGUGAGGAUUUCUCAGAACACUUGAAUGGAUGUGUUGGUAUUACGGUUAAAAUUGAAUAUGGUAGCAAGAAAAAGAUUGCCAAACCGAAGAAGCCACAAUCUUCCACACCAAAGAAGCGUUCCAGUACCACUUCCAAGUGUUCAUCGAAAACUAGGGAAAUUUUACUUAGUGCUGGGUAUAAAGAAGAAGACUUGGAGAAUCUACCUGCUUUGAGUGAAGAAUCAACAACAAGUAGUCCAGCAACUGAUGAUGAUUUGAAUGCAAGUGACAGGCUGAGUCGUUCGAAGGGACUUUAUACGGAGACUAGACCAUGUCCAGCUUGUUGUAAGGAAGUUGAGAUUGAUAAGAUAAAUGAACAUCUUGAUGAGUGCUUGGAGAAUGAUUAAAUUUACCUCUUUAACUUUGUUUUUUUUUUUUUUUUGUCCUAAAUAUUUUUUUGAAUACGUCUUCGUUAAGUUUUUUUUUAGGUUUAAUUUUUAUGGAAUAACAUUUUUAUUUUUACAUUUUUUUUUGUGUUUGCUAUUCAUGUGUUGUAAUAUGUAAUCGAAAAUACACGAAAAACAAGUUAAUUUAAAGGAAA